Molecule: messenger RNA, 1536 nt
Organism: Conger conger (European conger)
Lineage: Eukaryota; Metazoa; Chordata; Actinopteri; Anguilliformes; Congridae
Product: jun dimerization protein 2-like
Exons: 4
Coding region: 145-636 (163 amino acids)
Biological process (GO): regulation of transcription by RNA polymerase II
Cellular component (GO): nucleus
Molecular function (GO): DNA-binding transcription factor activity, RNA polymerase II-specific; RNA polymerase II cis-regulatory region sequence-specific DNA binding
Source: RefSeq, a predicted model, not a curated record
CAUUCUCAACCCUCGGCACUGUAUAUAAACGAGCUGAUGUAACAAUUUUCGCUCUCAAAAGUCCGCAUCAGAACUUCAGCUAAUCGAAAAAAACAAUUCUGUGUAUCGGACUUAGGACCAAAGUCGAAGCUGGUCAGGUGUGACAUGAUGCCGGGUCAGCUCCCGGACCCCUCCCUGACCACCGGCUCUCUCCCCAGCCUGGGCCCGCUGGCCGGGAUCCCCGCCACUACGCUGACCGACCAGCUCAAGUUCGCCCACCUGCGGGCCAUGGGGGGCGUGCUGUCCCCACUACAGUUCCUGGGCAGCUUGGGCAAAAGGCCCCUGCCCCUGGAAAUCAAGGACGAGAUGGAGGAGGACGAGGAGAGGAGGAAACGGAGGCGGGAGAAAAAUAAAGUGGCUGCCGCAAGGUGUCGGAACAAAAAGAAGGAGAGGACUGACUUCCUGCAGCGGGAGUCUGAGCGGCUGGAACUCCUGAACUCGGGCUUGAAGGCUCAGAUCGAGGAGCUGAAGCAGGAGCGGCAGCAGCUCAUCCUCAUGCUCAACCUGCACCGGCCCACCUGCAUCGUCCGGACCGAUAGCGUCAAGACCCCCGACGGCGAGGCCAACCCUCUGCUGGAGCAGCUGGCUGCCAAAUGAGGAGGGCGGAGCCCCCCCCCACCCCCCCCACCUCCACGGCGACCGUCGCCACGGGGACUGUUUACAGAGCGGCCAGCGGCGCUCGGCUCAGAGCUGUGUGCGUGUGUGCGUGCGCGUGCGUGUGUGUCUGCUGUGGCUCCCACCUGAUGCCUGCCCGUUUGAAGGCUUCUCCCCACCCCAGCAUUUAUAAGAGCCGGUUGAUGUGACUUUUGGCUCGCUUUCUUACCCCAGUUGUACUUAGCGCCACGUAGUCGAUGCUGGCGUUCGCUACAGUCAUGCAGACGGAUAAAAAGACUGCUCCUAAAUGGACUGCACCAUGCUGUUGUUGAGGAAACACUAAAUCAGUAUGGCAGAUCUGUCACACUUAACUGGAUGGAACCCAGUGUGUCACUCUUAUUUUUAUUUUUUUUGCCAAUGUAUACCUGUUGAAAUACACGUGUAGUAUUUUAUAAUACUGAUUCGUAUUCUGCCUUUUACAAAUGGCGGCCUCUGGUUUAACCUGCACUGUAGUGACGCAGGCGUCAUGAAAGCACAUAUAUAUAUAUAUAUAUAUAUAUAUAUAUAUAUAUAUAUAUAUAUAUAUAUAUAUAUACAAUGAGUUGUUUACAAUUUGUUUUUUAUUGCUACUUCCAGUUUUACACAAUACAUGUUUUUAUAUCGGUUUAUAUAUGUAUUAUAUAAAAUAUAUAUGUACUCACUAGAUGUGAUGCAUUUUAUGUCUGUUGCAAAUUGAUUGUUUUUUACACUAUGUUGAGUUGUCUGUGUUGCAUCGUUGUUUGCACGUUUUUUAAAAAAUGUGGUAAAUAUCCAUUCCCGGCAGAGUGGUGGCCACAUUUAUACCUGUAACAUGUAUUCCUUUGUUACUCUGUUCUAUAACAAUUAAAUACUGUUUUCAAAUGA